GCUGGCGGCGGUGGUCGGCUUGGUCGCUUUAGCAGUUUCGGUUUUGAGCUUUCUCUUCCCGUCUUCAGUCUUCUACUCUUCCUCAAGCGUAUUUUGAUAUACUUGCAGAGCACUCGUGAUCAUGGUCUCUGGCUUCAAGCUUCGACUACACCGACAUGUGUGUUAGCAUACUCUGAUGCAGAUUGGGCAGGCUGUCCAGAUAGCUCUCGUUCUACUACUGGAUUUGCUAUCUUCUUGGGUCCCAAUCUGGUUUCUUGGAAGUCCAAGAAACAGUCGACAAUGUCCAAGUCCUCCACUAAGGCCGAAUACAGAGCUAUUGCCUAUACAAUUUGGGAUGCACUGCAUAUUUGGUCCAUACUUUUUGAGCUUGGAUUUCCCAUCACGGUACCUGUUAAUUUACUAUGUGAUAAUAUCUUCGCUUCCUACUUGAUUGCUAAUCAUGUUCAACAUGCUCGGAGCAAUCACAUUCAGAUUGAUUAUCACUUUGUUCGAGAGAGAGUUGCUCAUGGUGAUUUACUGGUGCAGUAUGUUCCUACUCAUCUAUAGCUAACAGAUAUUUUUACUAAGAGUCUUCCUAGUCAACGUUUUCAUUUUUUAAAGGACAACUUGCGCAUUGUAUCUCCCGCACAGUUUGAGGGUGUUUAAUAGACUAGGGUUAUUUAUGUAUUUUUAACAUUACUAUCUUAAUAUAAAUAUACCUGCCAAUGUU
This is a messenger RNA of Cuscuta epithymum, 709 nucleotides long. The record is from the annotation of a GenBank genome assembly. NCBI's taxonomy places the organism in Eukaryota, Viridiplantae, Streptophyta, Magnoliopsida, Solanales, Convolvulaceae.